AAAGGAGAGACGACAUCUGGGUUGCUGAUUACUUUCAAACUACAGUUCGAAUGUCAACGUAUCUAUUGGCUUUUAUCGUCAGUGACUUCAAAAGUAGAGGCACACCAGAGUUUUCUGUAUGGAGCAGAGAGGCAGUGUUAAAUACAUCAACAUACGCAUUAGAAGUUGGACCAAAAAUAUUGAAAUUUUAUGAAUCGUUUUUCAAUGUCAAGUAUCCAUUACCAAAAACAGAUAUGGUGGCAAUACCAGAUUUCAAUGCAGGUGCUAUGGAAAACUGGGGACUCAUCACUUACAGAGAAACUGCAUUGCUGUACGAUCCAAGGUAUUCAUCAGCAAGCAACAAGCAACGUGUCAUUGUAGUCAUCUCUCAUGAAUUAGCUCAUCAGUGGUUUGGCAACCUUGUAACUCCCAAAUGGUGGGACGACUUGUGGUUGAAUGAAGGUUUUGCGAGCUACGUGGAAUACCUGGGUGUCAAUGCAGUUCAUCCGGAGUGGAUGAUGGAUCAGCAAUUCGUCCUGGAAGAUCUGCAAGAUGUCAUGGAUUUGGAUUGCUUAAAGACAUCUCAUCCGAUUUCAAUUCCGGUCAGGCAUCCAGACGAAAUCAACGAGAUUUUUGACAGGAUUUCUUACGAAAAGGGUGCAUCAAUUAUUAGAAUGAUGAAAUUUUUCUUAGGUGAUAAGGAUUUUGGCACUGGAUUAACGAACUACCUGAAUGCCAAGAAGUUCGAUAAUGCAGUCCAGGAUGAUCUGUGGGAGCACCUGACAUCUGCGCAAAGCAAAGAAAACCGCAUCGACGUGAAAACCGUCAUGGAUUCCUGGACUUUGCAGACUGGAUACCCUGUAGUCAGAGUCAUCAGGAACUAUUCUGCUGGAACUGCCACAGUAGAGCAGUAUCGCUUCUUGUUGGAGAAAGGCGACGACGAGUCUGCAACAAAUUAUCAAUGGGAAAUUCCAUUCACUUAUACAGACGCUGUGAAUCCCGACUGGGAGCCUAAAACAAAACUUUGGCUACAUAAGACCAAUGGUUCUAUCAGUGGUUUACCUGGUCCAAAUUACUGGAUUAUUGCAAAUAUACAGGAAGUGGGCUAUUAUAAAGUGAACUACGAUGAGCAUAACUGGAAGCUUCUGAUACAACAAUUUUUGAAUGAUCAUAAGAAAAUUCAUACAGUGAAUCGUGCCCAGAUAUUAGAUGAUUCUUUAGACUUAGCCAGAGCUGGUCAACUGAAUUACCAUCUAGCAUUGAACACAACUCUCUACCUGAAAAACGAAGAAGAUUAUUUGCCAUGGAAAGCGGCCCUUCAUGGUUUCAGUUUCAUCGAUAACAUGCUUUGUCGCAGCGCCAUCUACGGAAAAUGGAAGAAAUAUAUCAUCUCCCAGUUAGAACCGUUGUAUAACCAACUUGGAUGGGAUGAAAGCCCUGAUGAAAAUAUUUUGAGACAGUACACAAGAAUGAGUGCUUUAGGUUGGAUGUGUGUUUAUGGUUACCCAGACUGCGUUAAGAAUGCGCAGGAAAAAUUUCAGCUCUGGAAGGAAGAUCCUACGAACGUCGAAAUAAUUCCACCGAAUCUUCGAAGCGUUGUUUAUUGUACAGCUGUGAGACACGGUGGAGAAGAAGCUUGGAAUUUCGUCUGGGAACGCUAUAAGGUCGCUCAGAUAGCUUCCGAGAAGGACAAAUUCAUGUAUUCAUUGGCCUGCGCACAAGAACCAUGGCUUCUGACCAGGUAUCUGAACUGGAGUUUAUCGUCUGACUCCGGAAUUCGACGACAAGAUGGCAGUUACGUUUUCCGUUCGAUAGGAUCCAAGCUGUAUGGUAGAGAUUUGACCUUCAACUAUAUUCGAGACAAAUGGGAUGCUGUAUUUGAAAGAUAUGGAAAACAACAUUUCUCUAUUAGUGGAAUGCUAAAAUCAGUGACAACUUCCCUCAACACCCGGUUCGAAUUAUCGCAGUUGAAAGACUUUUACAAGCAAAAACAGAACAACCUCGGUGCUGCAAAGAGAGCAUUUGAACAAUCCCUUGAAAGCGCAGAAGCGAAUGUAAAAUGGAUGGAAACGAACUACCAGCACUUAGUGGAUUGGCUGGAAUCCGUGAAUUCGGCACUUUAAGUGUUUCAGACACCAUACAGUCAUUUGGAAGAACUUUGCAUCGAAAGAUGCACCAUUGUACCUGUGAGUUCAUCCAAUCAAAUUAAUAUUUGGCGAUGGAAAUCAGGAGGAAACCUGUUAAGUCUCAUUAACAUUUGGCAAUACUUUUAUUGUUUUAAUGGAGAACAAAAUACUCGCCAAAUGAAAGCUACCUAAACAAUUUAUCGACAUUCCGUUGGCGAACCAAAAGGCAAUGGUUUCAUCGAAUGCUGAAGAUGAAGAAUACCUCAAAUAGAAAUCAAGAAAACAUACUUACAUAAAUGUACACAAUACGCACACAUAAAUUACUUCAAAAACUUUUUUAUUCAUCUAUAUAAAGUUGAUGUUAACAAGUUGUAAAAUGAGUAUCAAUGAAUUUGUAUCUUGUUUUCGAAUAAUGUAAAUAAAUAUGAUUCGUAUUUGUUAGACAUAGACGAUAAAACAUUUUUUUGAUAA
Stegodyphus dumicola is the source of this 2576-nucleotide messenger RNA. RefSeq names its product Suppressor of ER stress-induced death (gene superdeath). The record is from RefSeq and is a predicted model, not a curated record. Gene Ontology annotation, biological process: proteolysis; peptide catabolic process. Gene Ontology annotation, molecular function: zinc ion binding; metalloaminopeptidase activity; peptide binding. Lineage: Eukaryota; Metazoa; Arthropoda; Arachnida; Araneae; Eresidae. Gene Ontology annotation, cellular component: cytoplasm; membrane.